AGUUGUAUGUGGAGCUCACCAAAGAUCUUUUGGACACAUACUUGCGAGCACACAUGGAGGAGCAGGUUGAAAAAGUGCUAUUGGGGCUAGUCUUUGAAGAAGACAUUGUGCAACGUGAGGUGGUGGAGGAGACGAGGGGGGCUACUAAUGAGAUUGAAGAAGUGGAAGAAGAAAGGGAAGAGAGUGAGGAGGUGGAGGAGACGAGGGGGGCUACUAAUGAGAUUGAAGAAGUGGAAGAGGAAAGGGAAGAGGAAGCAGCGGAACAUCGUAUUGACAUCGGAGAAGGAGAAGAAGCUCAUGACAACAAAAUUGUUGGAGAAGAAAAGAAAGAGUUCCCAUUUAGAUUACAACUCCUCUUUUUCAUCAUGGCUACUAUCGAGAUGGCUUGCAACAUUGCCGCACUUAUUAUCAAAAAAGGUGUGCCUGCCAAAACUCUUUCUACUGUGGCUUCCACACUGGGCAUGAUUGGUGUGGUUACCUCAGUGAGCAUGACUAUUGGUAUGGCUUAUCCCUUGGUAGCGCUCCACACUUUACACCAGAUUUGGGAAGCUAGCAUUUUCUUGGUAGAGUUCUUCACAAUUUCCUAUUCAUGUUGGAUCUCUAAACCAGUUGAGAAUGUGGUGCACUUUCCCAUAACAUGGUUUUUCUUUGGUAUGGCUGUUUCUAUGUACGUGCACAAAUCUGCAAAAGUGUGUAGAAUGUGUUUUCUAAAGAUUAAAAAAAGACAUAGGAGCACAUAGUUUCCUACUUUCAUUAUUCAUUUUGAACACAUACAAAAUAUUUGAAUGUAAUUAUUUGCCU
Cuscuta epithymum is the source of this 801-nucleotide messenger RNA. The record is from the annotation of a GenBank genome assembly. Lineage: Eukaryota; Viridiplantae; Streptophyta; Magnoliopsida; Solanales; Convolvulaceae.